GAGAUAGAGUGUGGGCUAGGAAAGGGUUCAUGACAGGAACUUUAAGUUGUAAAUAAGAAAGUGACAGAAAAGACAGAGCUUAUAUAUAGGGUUUGUGAAUAGCUGAAAUGCUGGCAAACCAGCAGUAAAAAGAAAACAAGAUUUUUUCUAGAGUGCUUUCUAAAAUCAUUCUAAUGGAAGGAGAGGCAAUGGGGAAUUCAGCGCCAGGCGCAAAGAGGACCGCCAGCAAAGCCAUUCGGAUAGCCCUUGGCAUGCUCAUAAGUGGUGUUAUAGUGCUUGGCAUUGCACUUUUCCUAGUUAGCCAAGGUCUUAUAAACCUUCAUCCAAAGCAACAGUAUUGCUUGACUUCAGAAUGUGUUGAAGCUGCUGCCUCCAUCUUAAGUAAAAUAAACCAGUCUGUGGAUCCCUGUGAGAAUUUUUUUCGGUUUGCCUGUGAUGGCUGGACAUCUAAUAAUCCCAUUCCUGAAGACUCGUCAAACUAUGGAGUUUAUCCUUGGCUGAGGAACAAUGUGGACCUCAAGUUGAAAGCACUGCUACAGAAAUCUAUCAGCAAGAGACGGGACAGUGAAGCUGUACAGAAAGCCAAGAUCCUUUACUCAUCAUGUAUGAAUGAGAAUAAAAUUGAAAAAGUUGAUGCAAAGCCACUGUUAAGUAUACUGAAGCAUUCGCUGUUCCGUUGGCCUGUGCUGGAAUCUAACAUCGGACCUGAAGGACAAUGGUCAGAAAGGAAGUUCAGCAUGCUCCAGACCCUUGCAACUUUUCGUGGUCAAUACAGUAACUCUGUCUUCAUCCGUUUGUAUGUGGCUCCUGAUGACAAAACCUCCAAUAAACACAUCUUAAAGCUAGACCAAGCAACCCUGUCUCUAACCGCACGGGAAGAUUACCUUGAUAAUACCACAGAAGCUAAAUCUUAUAGAGAAGCCUUUUUGCAGUUCAUGGUUGAUAUUGCAGUGCUUUUGGGUGCUAAUGCCUCACGGGCAGAGUCUGAUAUGAAGUCAGUUCUGAAACUGGAAAUUAAAAUAGCUGAGAUAAUGAUUCCACAGGAGAAUCGAACCAGUGAGAUUAUGUACAAUAGAAUGAACAUAUCUGAACUUAGUGCCAUGAUCCCUCAGUUUGACUGGCUGGGAUAUAUCAAGAAGGUGAUUGACACUAAACUCUACCCUCACCUUCAAGAUAUAGGUCCUUCAGAAAACGUGAUUGUCCGUGUGCCCCAGUACUUCAAAGAUUUGUUCAGGAUACUAGAAAAAGAAAGGAAAAAGACUAUUGCCAACUAUCUGGUAUGGAGGAUGGUUUAUUCAAGAAUAUUUAACCUCAGCCGACGCUUUCAGUAUAGAUGGCUGGAAUUUUCACGGGUAAUCCAGGGAACCACAUCUUUACUGCCUCAGUGGGAUAAAUGUGUAAACUUUGUAGAAGGAGCACUCCCUUAUGUCGUUGGCAGGAUGUUUGUGGAUGUCCAUUUUCAAGAAGACAAGAGAGAAAUGAUGGCGGAGUUGACUGAAGGGAUUCGCUGGGCUUUUAUCGACAUGUUGGAAAAGGAAAAUGACUGGAUGGAUGCAAGAACAAAAAGGAAAGCUAAUGAAAAGGCAAAAGCAGUUUUGGCAAAAGUGGGCUACCCUGAGUUUAUAAUGAAUGACACGUAUAUUAAUGAAGACAUCAAAACAAUGAAGUUUUCAGAAAAUGACUAUUUUGGCAACGUAUUGCAGACUCGCAAAUAUCUGGCCCAGUCUGACUUCUACUGGCUUAGAAAAGAAGUUCCAAAAACAGAGUGGUUUACUAGUCCAACCACUGUCAACGCUUUCUAUAGUGCAUCGACCAACCAGAUCAGAUUCCCAGCAGGAGAACUCCAAAAGCCUUUCUUCUGGGGGACAGAAUAUCCUAGGUCUUUAAGUUAUGGUGCCAUUGGGGUAAUUGUUGGGCAUGAGUUUACCCAUGGAUUUGAUAAUAAUGGUCGUAAGUAUGACAAGAAUGGGAAUUUAGACCCCUGGUGGUCCACUGAGUCUGAAGAAAAAUUCAAAGAGAAGACCAAAUGCAUGAUUAACCAGUACGAUAAUUAUUAUUGGAAGAGAGCUGGCCUAAAUGUAAAAGGGAAGAGGACUUUGUCAGAAAACAUUGCAGACAAUGGAGGUUUGCGAGAGGCUUUCAGGGCCUAUAGGAAAUGGAUUGAAGAAAAGAGGAAAGGAGCAGAGGAGGCUUUGUUACCAGGCAUUGAAUUCACCCACAAUCAGCUCUUCUUUCUCAGUUACGCUCAUGUGAGAUGCAAUUCCUUCAGACCAGAGUCAGCAAGAGAGCAAAUCUAUACUGGAGUUCACAGCCCUCCUCAAUUCAGAGUUAUUGGUGCAAUGAGCAACUUCGAGGAGUUUCGUAAAGCUUUCAAUUGCCCAGUAAAUUCAACCAUGAAUAGAGGUUCAGAAUCCUGUCGGCUAUGGUAGAUGGUCUUUUUAAAUCCAGUGCCAAGAGAGUUUAUAUAUAUAUAAACUGCUGUUUCUGAACUCUAACCCACUGCUACAGCUUCAGAGCAACAUUCAGCAAUAUAGAGAGGUUUUAUUUUUUUAAUGCAUCUUCAUCAUCUGGCUAGGUGACCUGCACAGAUCUAAUCAUUGUCUGUUUAUGGUUUGGAAGCUUUAAAAAUUGGACAAGAGAAAGGAGAGGAUUCAGGGAAAAAAUUGACACUCCAUGAUUGGAUUGCUGUUGAUGGAUUGCUGCCAUUACUCAUUUUACUUCCUGAUUUAUAGUUUAGCAAGAGCAAAAUGGUAAAAUCCAAUUUUAAUCUAUUGCUUUGCAGGAGGGCUUAGCAAAAUGUUCCCAUACAAAAUUCAGUCCUUCCAGAUUUCUUUAGUUCAUGAGAACUGCUAUGAAGCCAGCGCUGAUCUCCUGUGCAAUACAGCAUUUUGAUAACAUGCAUUGUCAUUGCACAGCAUGCCAUAAAUGAUUUUGCAUGAUGUUAAGACACUAGAUCUUAUAUAAAUUCAAUUUAAGAAGUUAGAUCAAUGCCUGAGGUUGGAGGCUCCUCAUUGUUUCCAUCCACAUUGACUAAACACAAAGAUUACUUGUCAAAUCCUGGGUGUUCUUCAUGAGUGCCUUAAUACAGAUGCUCUCUGACUUACGCAAGGGUUCCAUUCAGGAAUGCCUUGCGUAACUCAAAUUUUGCAUAAGUUGGGAACGUUUACCUGACAAUUACCCCCCCCACACAAAACAACAAAAAAACAACCAAACAAACGAAACACCAGUUUCUAACUUCCAGAACUUUUUCCGUAAGUCGGGGUUGCGUUACCUGGAGGGCAUCUGUAGCACCAUAUGGCGAAAAUCCAUGAGUGGAAAUGGGGCUAGGGCAGGGAAUCUCUGUCAUUGGGAAACACUAGAAUAACUGCAUUAUUAUGUGUAGUCUUGAUUCCUGUACCUAACAGGCACACAUUUACACACAUGGGGUGUAUUUCACUCUUGUAUACAGGGCCUGAACAAGGAGGCUGCACCAUUCACAUCUCAUGAAAGCUCCAUGCACUACCUAAGUCCCACUUGAGCCCCAUGGGCUAGGGUUUCAUGAGAUGUAUGUGGUGCACAUGUAACACCGACAGACCCCGGUCGUUGGCGGGCGGGAUCGAACGUGGGGCUUCUGGAGCUUAGUGCAGGAGUCUCUACCACAUGAGCUAAAAGCCAUAUAGCACUUAGCUAAGGCUGUAGCAGACUCCUUAAUCUCUCUAUAAGUGGUCUCGGUGCCACUAGAUGGGACAGAACACCACACCCAGAAGGUGUGUUGGUUACACACAGACUUGUACUCAGUACCAGCGAUAGCCAUAAGUGGACUAAGCAAUUGCUCAGGGUUUCAAGCAGCUCAAGAGGCCCCCCUAUUCACUUUAGUAGUACUUGUUGUGUGUGUGUGUGUUUGUGUGUGUGUGGGGAAAAAUAUUCCUGCUUAGGGCCCCCAAUGAGCUAUCACUGCUUCUGCUUGUACUGGCCUUCUGCACAGGGGUGAAAUCCACCUGUAUCCAUUAGGAAAGGGAGAUGUGACUCAAGAACUUAGCAUCUACAAUGUUUGGCCUGUUUGCCUCAAAAGAGAGAUUCAGAUGCAGUCAACUUUCCAGAUGUGGUAUGUAAUCAGGCAAUUACGUUCUUCAUCUGAUUUCCACUGAUGUUCAUAAAAGCAUGUUUUCUAUUGUGGUAAGCUAUAUUAUGUAGUAGUUAGGAAAGAAAAGCAAACAAAAAUAACCUCUUGCCCAAGGAAAUAUAUAGAGGUGGGUUUUAGGUAUACUGUACAGGGCUUAAUUUCACAUUGAUAGAAGUUUUACUGUAGUAGUUUUAAAAAAAUCUUCCCCUUUAAAUGGCUUGGCUUUUAAAAAAAUAUUAUCAGUGUAAAAACAGGGAGUAGAGGUUACUGAGUAAGGCUGAUUUAAAUUUUUCCAGCAAAACUGGCUUUAGUCAAAAAUCCAAUAUUAAAUAUUGAAUAAAAUUUUUCAUUACAGUUGUCUUGUUUUCUGUGCCUCUUAUGAAGGGAGGUGAUACACUGGGGAAAUGUAGCAUGCCCACGAAGCCCAGACUAUAGAGGAGAAUUGGGGGCAUGAGGGACCUGAACUACAUCUCCCAUGUGGCACUGCAACAGCAUUUCUGAAUCAAAAUUUUUUUAGACAAAAUAUUUCACUAAAAAGUCAAUUUUCUUCAGGAAGAAAAAAAACAUUUGCCAACUACCUCUGAGUUCUUUGCCACUGAAGUGUACAGUAGUAAUUUUUUUUCUGAAGUUAUUUGCCAAAGAUGUCAUUAAGAUGGCCAGUAUUUCUUAUGGGGCCUUAAAUUGCAGAAACCAGGACUCCUUGUUUGAGUAAGUCCUAUUGAAUUACAUGGAACUACAUGCAUGAUAGAGUUGCUGUUAAGUUAUUGGUUUUAGUUAAUUGACUAUUGAAUACAUUCAUGCUCAGGACACGAAUAUUGACAUUAUUUAGGGUCACUUUGAAUAAGCAGCUUAAAGUUCAGGGGUGAAAUCUUGGCCCCAUUGAAGUCGGUAGGAGUUUUUACACUUGCAUAAAUGGGACCAGGCUUAUCUCUAGAGUAUGCAAAAACAGUUUUGCAACAGUUGAUUUUCUUUGCUGCUGGGGAGUCUGGUAAAUUUCUUUUGUUUGCCUAAUGCUCACAGGAAAGCAGAACAAAAUAAUUAAAUGCAUUCUUAGACAUAUGUUAACCAAAGAUAAUUAAAAUCAUAAUAAUGCCUCAUGAAGUCUCUUCUCACUACCGCUAUCUCAGUAGUCCAUUUUAUAGCUCUGAUCUGCUUUCCUAUUGUGCCUGUGUAUCACCAGUGUCUUGCUAUAACAAGUGUAAUAUUGUCAGUUCACCAACUAUGUCUAUCCUGCCAAAUGACUUUAUCAAAAAUAUUUAGUUCCUGCAUCUUCUAAAUUGCACUUCUGGGUAAGUUUUCGGAGAAUAUUGAAAAAUCAGUGCAUUUCUCCUACCAACAGAUGUUGCUAUACUUCCAGCGCUGGGAAGGUUGGAAAAGGUCCUAUUAGUGUUCUUUUCAAUUUAAAUGAAUAUCAUUGUUAAUAUGUUUGUUCAUCCAAUGUUCAACUGUUAGGCUCCAGGUCAGGAUAAGUGGGAAAAAUUGCCACGUACAGUGCACAUGCAAAAGGUUUUGUAAUGUGUGAGUUUGAAGAGAUUUUCUUUUGUUCCAUAAAAAACAAAAAGAAACAUUUUUUUGCUAGUGCACAUUUGGGCUCUGAUCUUUGAAAAGAAUUGAAAAGGUGCACACCUUAAAUUUUACACACUAUGAGUAGUUCUAUUGAUCUCACUGGGAUUACUCAGUGUGGAAAGUGAUGGAUGUGCAUAAGCCUUUGCAGGAGCAGCGUCUUACGUGUACAAGUAGCAUCGCACAUGAGUAGUCCCAGUGAAGACACAGUUGUACUAAUCACCCAUGUAAAGUUACUCUGGUGUAUAAGUGAUUGCACUUUGAGCUGGAGUAGAGAAUGGUUGGUUAGUUUAAACCCAGCACCUAUAAAAAUUCCAUCUUUCACCUUGUGUGGGUGAACUUUUACAUUCUAAAAUUAGGAAUAAAAUGUAUAUGCUAAAUAUCUGAUUUAUAAAAUAUUUAAAAAGUUAUGUAUAAUUUUUCAUGAAGUAUUGUUCAACUGGUCACACACAUCAAGGGUAUAUUAUAUAUUACAUUACUGUGAAAUAUAUAAUCUCAAAAGAAAUAAAAUCCGAUGACUCAAGGGCAGAGCCACUGACUUAAAAAGCCUUUUCUGAUUAUGUUUUUUCAUUUUGCUGGUCAGUCUAUUGUAUUCCCUGU
Molecule: messenger RNA, 6265 nt
Organism: Mauremys reevesii (Reeves's turtle)
Lineage: Eukaryota; Metazoa; Chordata; Testudines; Geoemydidae
Gene: PHEX
Product: phosphate regulating endopeptidase homolog X-linked
Exons: 22
Coding region: 174-2429 (751 amino acids)
Biological process (GO): protein processing
Cellular component (GO): plasma membrane
Molecular function (GO): metalloendopeptidase activity
Source: RefSeq, a predicted model, not a curated record